Molecule: messenger RNA, 2044 nt
Organism: Antechinus flavipes (yellow-footed antechinus)
Lineage: Eukaryota; Metazoa; Chordata; Mammalia; Dasyuromorphia; Dasyuridae
Product: zinc-alpha-2-glycoprotein-like
Exons: 4
Coding region: 68-964 (298 amino acids)
Biological process (GO): immune response
Cellular component (GO): external side of plasma membrane
Source: RefSeq, a predicted model, not a curated record
AAAAGAAAACCUGAGCCAAAUCUGUGCUAAAUCUGAUCCUAAGCUAAAAUAAAUCUACAAACCUGGAAUGAUGGGGUCCCUGACCACUUUAUUCAUCCUGCUAUUAUUUAUGGAUACCACAAUGUCAAAGAAAUCAGGAACCUCAUGUUACACUCUGAUCUACCAAGAUACGGCCCUGUCACAUCCCGGGCCAGAAGAGUUCAGCUUCACAAACACCGGUUACCUCAAUGGCCAAGCCUUCUACCAAUAUGACAGCAAAAGCCAGAAGGCAAUACCUCUGUCACCGUGGGACAAAGUAGAGGGGAUGGAUGACUGGGAGAAGGAGAGCCAGCUACAGAAGAGAAGGGAAGAUUUUGUCUUAGAGAACAUGCAAAACAUCACAGACUAUUACAAUGAUGGGAAAGGAUCCCAUAUCUUUCAGGGGCGUUUUGGCUGUCAACUUUGUGGUGAUAAUUUCACAAAGGGAUUCUGGAAGUGUCAGUAUGAUGGACGAGACUUCAUUGAAUUCAAUACCACUGAGAUACCAGCUUGGAUCCCUUUGGAUCCUGCAGCUGAGGUGAUCAAGCAAAGGUGGGAGGCAGAUCCAGGUGCUGUGUAUCGAGCCAAAGCCUAUCUGGAGGAAGAGUGUAUUGGGACACUACGAACAUACCUGGAACUUGGGAAGGCUUAUCUGCGCCAGCUAAUUACCCCCAAGGUGAAUCUCAGCCAUUACUCAGCUCCUGGAGGAAACUUGGUUUUGGAGUGCCUGGCCUAUGACUUUUAUCCAAGAGAAAUUGAAUUGCAUUGGCUUCAGGAUGGAAAAAUCCAGAAGAAAGAAGUUGGACAAAUCCAGAUCAUUGGAAAUGGCACAUAUCAGGUCUCAAUAACUGUUAACGUACCUUUGCUAAAGAAAAAAAGUUAUUCCUGUCAUGUGGUUCAUAAAAGCUUGCCUGAGGCCUUUAUUGUGGCCUGGGAUGAGGAAUAAGAGAGUCAGAGAUUGACAGGGCCUUACAGAUUCAGUUCCAUCACUCUAUCAACCAAGAUGGGAGAGAGAAGCUGGAAGGACCUUAAUCACAACCACUCCCACAUCACCAUCAUUCCAUUCAACAGUUUGGAGGUCUGGAAAAGAGAAUUAAAUAUACCUAGGCUUUCCCUGUCAAUACUUACAAUAGGAGACAAACAACAUUAAGGUGAAGAAAUAAAAAUCAGUGUAUAACAAAGAAAAUUGUGUAAAUCAGUUUUGAGGGGAAGUCCUGAACUAUGGUUUCAUUUUAUCUCAGUGAGGAAACUUCCCCCAACAAUAUAACUUACUGUAAUUAAAUUUCAAUACUUAAGAUGACUCAGUGAAGCACUGAGGAGUUAAGUAAGUUGCCCAAAAAUCACACAGUUCUGGUAAGGGCACAACCUUCAACCCAGGUCUUCUUGACCCUGAGUCCAACUCUGUGUCGCCUAAUGCACAUUAUUUCUCAAUAAAUACGUAGCACACAUACAUCACACAUAUAAAUGAUAAACAUAAAUACAUACAUGCAUGCACACAUUUAUGUUGUGGUUAAUUGGAAUGUGAGGGAAGAAUGUAGGAUUACUGUGGAAGGCAACAAUGGGCUGAAGGCAGUUUAAGAAAUUCCAAUUGCAUAUAUGCCAUAGCUGGGAAAGUAACUUAUUCAUCCUGAUGCAAGCAGCAAAGUAUUGAAAAGGGUGGGAUUCAAGAGCAAUAGGAAUGACAGAGGAUGGAAGAAUGGUUGCAGGUACCUGCAGACCAAAGGAAGAUGGUAGGUGACAGAAGGAUAACAAAGAAUGACACAGUAGAUAAAAUGCUCCUGAGAGAUAAGAAUGUGACCCAAGCAGGGCAUGGGCAUCAAGUGGGAACACUUGGAUCUUGCUUGUCCAAACUCAAGAGAAGAUUAAUGGAGCUGGGGCUGAAGAAGAAACAAGUGGAGAGAGCACCAAUCCUCCAAAACACUUCCCUUUAGCCUUCCAAAAAUUCUCCCCUCAUUUGACAGUCAAGGGAAGGCUUCCCAACCCCUUACUAACUUUGCCUCAAGUAAAUAAAUGCAUUUUCAAAGAA